AGAUAUGGUUCCCUCCCUGCCCACUCUGCAGACCAGGGCAGUUAUAAAAGGGGACCAAACUGAGUAGGAGCACUUGCCACCAUUACCAUGAAGCUCACUGGUGCUCUCUUGCUGCUCGGGGCUGCCCUGCUCCUGAUUUCAGAGGGAGAUUGUGGCCUUUGCCCAGCUUUACAGAGAAAAGUUGAUUUAUUUUUGAAUGGGACCACUGAAGAGUAUGUUGAGUACCUGAAACAAUUCAAUGAAAACACUAAAGUACUGGAAAAUGCUGCAAAUAUCAAGAAAUGUUCUGAUAGGACCUUGACCGAGGAAGACAAGGCACAGGCAACCAGUCUCAUCAAUAAAAUAACAGCCAGCCGGACAUGUUGAUGGGUACAUCCUUGCUCUCACGGAAACCAAUUGCCUCCUCACCAGCAUAGAUGCAGCAAGCCCUACCCCUUCUCCCCAGGUGUCUAAGAACAGGAAUCCAACAAUAAAAGCUUUGCAAUUCACAGGGAA
This is a messenger RNA of Mus musculus (house mouse), 495 nucleotides long. RefSeq names its product secretoglobin, family 1B, member 27 (gene Scgb1b27). NCBI's taxonomy places the organism in Eukaryota, Metazoa, Chordata, Mammalia, Rodentia, Muridae. The transcript is spliced from 3 exons. Gene Ontology annotation, cellular component: extracellular region. Bases 88 to 366 code for a protein of 92 amino acids. The record is from RefSeq and is marked validated.